GAGUUCGUGCGCCCUCGUGUGGUGUGGGUUUUGACAUUCUAGAAAAGAUGGCGCUUCCCGUACCCGUUGUAGAAGGUUCGGCUGAGGCUGAUGCCGAUGUGUUGGCGCGAGUCUUGUUGGCCUCUGGUCGUAUGGAUUUGCUCCGCGGCAUGAUGGUACUGCCGUCGUCGAGUAGAACAAGCGUCGGCUGGUAUGGCAAGUUCCUCUUGCAGGUCAUGCGCAGUGCGGUCCCCAUGGAUGUGGCAGCUCGUGCGGAGUUCGAUGAGGCACAGCGAAAGACCGAGAAGGCCACUGGGCUAAUGAUCGAGCGCAUCCUCCUCCGGUUGAAGCUUGUCUACGAGGCUUGUCAGCUUCGAUAUGUCUCAGCUGUAGUCGCUUCUGCGCAUUCGCGUGGUGUGGGUGUCGUUUCUCACGUUCAGUUUGACGGCACGCCAAUGGUGCUGACCACGAAUGGCGCGUACACCCGUGCGGACUGUGGUGGCAUAUCGCAGCGCUUCUUCUUUCCUGGUGAAGAUAGUAGACGGCUAGCGACAAACAUUGCAGAAGACUGCGGACAGGAGAUGCAGCGCUACUGGCUCGGGGGUGAUGUUGUUUGCAUGACCGAAGGCCGCACGGACCUCAUGGUCUUUCAAGAAAUUUUGCGCAGAACGAGACUGAUCCGUGACUUGCAUGGCGCUAAGCGAAGUGAAGGGUUUACCUUCCACCACUAUGCCGGCGAUGGUGCAAGCAAGGGCGCCUUGCGCAAGUAUGUCGGGUUACGACAUGAGCGGGGGGUCUUUGACUCUGGACCGCAGACGCCGUCGGAGGCUCUUCUCGACCUUUAUGGCGUCGAUGUUUGCCUCUCGCAUGGUCUUCAUGGUGCUAUGGAAGACGCGACGUCGACCUUGCCGACUUUGCAAGGGGAGGGUGAGCAGGAUGACGUCAAGCAGAUCGCGUGCGCUUUUCGAAAGUCCCGCGUGGGCAUGGAGGAGAUGGCGUCUGAAUGGGUGGCAGCGAACUACAUACAACACCCUCUGGACAACGUUGAAAAUUACAAAGCAACAAUCGACUUCCUCCUCUGUGGUGCUGAUGAUGAUUUGGCUGCGACUCUCUCCCGUCUGCAGCUUCGUUGGGAAGAUGGCAGUCUUUGUGGGGCAGUGGCUUUUUCUUUAGAUGAUGGAGUUCUGGGCGAGAUUGUUGCUGUUGUAGCAGGGCUAGCAUAUCAAGACUUCCAGUUCGGUCGAAUGGGCAACGCUUUGCAACCAGCGAGGCGAGCAGCGCUGGCGGAUGUCUUAGGGCUACCGAUUCUCGCUGCGCACCUCUACGAGAAUGGUCGUAGGAAGUUCGACAUCAAGCAGGCAUUCGGGACCACCUCCGUCAAAGUCGCAGACGAUGGAUUUGCUGUCGCGGUGUGGUCGCUCGUUUCUGUUUUCCCUCCGUUUGAGGAGGCAGAAGCUGCACUGCUGGAGAAUGGCUCCAUUCUGGCAGCUGUCUCUGUUCGUGCUGCAUUGGCGCAACGUGUGGAGAAGUGGCGGCGUCAAGAUUUCGCUAUGCUGUGGUCUUUCUCGUCUGUUUCUCCAUCGCGUGUUGCUGAGGAAGUUCCGCGACUGCAAUUGGCUAUCGAUGUUUGCCUUACUUCAGCGGAGGUGCUCGCGUUUCGUCGGCUCGACAUGCCGCCUUGGGUGCACUUCACAGCGCAGGACGAGAUAACCGUCGCUAGUGUCCUCGACUCUGUGCAAAGUACCGCUGUAGAAGAGGCCGACGAAGGAUUUACUCGGAAGCUGCAGCGGAUACAGCAAACUGCCCCAGAGCUGCUCCAGAUUCACGCUCAGUCACUUCAGGACGUUCUGUCUAGCAUGCUAGCACUACCCCAGAGCAUCAUCAUCCAAGAACAGUAUCACAAGUUUGCACACAGAUACACUGGGGGGGCGAAGUCCUUCCGGCUCGUAAAUGACAUCCAGUGGCGGGCAAAAUUCUUGGAGCAGAAUCACAUGCUCAGGAAAACAGCCGGGAAGAAGUCGACUGGGGCAAGUGGGCCACUGCCUCUAGCAGUAGUCCGCGCUAAGUCGUCUGCCUGUAGGGUCAACGCGUCCAGUAUGUACACUCGCGAGAAGCUUGCAGGGAAUCGUCUUGGAUUUGAGCGACAGCAGGUUGCGCUGGCUGACGUUGCUAAAAGCGCGAGGCUUGCGCUGAGUCAGGGACAGGGUGCUGCAUACGCUGCACAAGUGAGGAAGAGGCGGCAAGAGAUCGAGGAGCAGGCGGUUUGCAAAUAUCUGAAGAACCUCGACACGCAGCGGCGCUUACAGCGCAAGGAGGCGAAGCUGAGGCAGUUCGUGACGGGAUCGAACACAGAUAAUCUUGACAGGAAUAUUCCCGAGAAGAUGUUCCGAGAAGAGUGGAAAAAACUGCCAGCCAAUCCAGUGAAGGCAUCUCAGAAGAAGCGCGCGCAGCAUUAUAGUUCUUCUUUGGCAAAAUAUCACGAGCAGGCAACGCUGGUCUUUCCUUAUCGGUUUCCUCAUCUUGCGCACGGCGAGUCUCUGGACGGUAGAGUGACGACGCUCCUUCGCCAGUCGGUCGACCGUGGUGGUGUCAUUGGUGGUUUGCUCUUUCUGCGCCGAGCGCGUCCUCUCGUCGUUGGUGAUUUGGAUGUCUGUGUGAUGCUUUUAACUUUCGUCAGCGAAAGACCAUACAUCCUGGGCGCGCAUUUGUUGCACAUCGACGAGCAGACGCCUUCUGUUCUGGAUGGCAGCCCCCGAGCGUCAUUCUCGAGGACCGGCGUCGUGCUCAACUUGCUCUCCCUGGAGGGCCAAGCGUAUUUUCUGGACUCUGCAGAAGUGUGCCAUGGGUCGUGUGGGUCGCUCUACAUCAAGUCUGACGCAACUUGGAGUGACCUCGAGGCGCCGCCGUUCCAGCGUGUCAUGCCUGGGCAACCUCUUCGACGAGGUAAGCAGAAUGCGAAUGCGCAAGCACUGGGGUGCGCAAGAUCAAACUCUAGUCGUGCUCUAAACAACUACAAACGUCGCGAUCUUGGUGACCCCAACACGAUCAAGGACAUGCUGGCAGCCCAAGAACGACAGGAGGAGGAGUUAGGGCGUGUGCGCAGCGAGUUAGCAUCAGAGAGGAAAGUCCUCCAGGAACAGGCUGCAGCGUCUGGUGAGGACUGGACGCGAGACCAGGUCUUUGAGGUGAAGCUUUUGGGUGGGGCGUGGUUGUGGUUAAAAAAGCAAGCUACUCACGACGCGUAUUCGUUUAGGGUCAAGCCUCUGUGUGUGCGGCAGGCUGCAGAGGCCAUCGGACUACCGGCCUCGCGAAAGAUGGACUUCCUCCAGCUUUGGGAGGAUCAAAAGCGCACGCUUUGUUGCUGCGGCGGCUCUAUCGUCUCCUCAUCGAGUAUGGGGCGCAGCCGCUUGGAACAGCUGACGUGCAGCCCGAGCAUAGCCAGGCUAUGCGUACGAUGUUAGGUGGUCCUGAUCUCUUGCAGGCUUUGCUGCAGGACAGAAAAUUUUUAGCAGAUAAAAAGGAGCUCAGCAAGCAUGGCAGGCAGGGCAUGUUUGAUCAAUUAGAAAAGCUCUGCACGGAGGGCGUGUUCUUCCUCCCUAUUGAGAGGAAAGUCGAGGAGGCUCUUCUGCAGGCCUUUGACUAGUUUUUCUUCCAGAUCAGCGCUCUCCUCUUGGUCGUACAGAGUCCGUGGCUUUCUCAAGAUAGUAAUCUCAUCAAACGCGUGCCAGCUAAUUUAUCUCUCAUUCGAAUUCUCUGUUGUGUUGCUAGUAGUAUUUACGAUGGUGCUCGUUGCUCCACUGCGCCAAGGAUGGC
Messenger RNA from Amoebophrya sp. A25, 3792 nucleotides. Lineage: Eukaryota; Dinophyceae; Syndiniales; Amoebophryaceae. The record is from the annotation of a GenBank genome assembly.